Molecule: messenger RNA, 2230 nt
Organism: Didymella exigua CBS 183.55
Lineage: Eukaryota; Fungi; Ascomycota; Dothideomycetes; Pleosporales; Didymellaceae
Product: Phosphodiest-domain-containing protein
Exons: 3
Coding region: 49-2166 (705 amino acids)
Biological process (GO): nucleoside triphosphate metabolic process
Molecular function (GO): nucleoside triphosphate diphosphatase activity; ribonucleoside triphosphate phosphatase activity
Source: RefSeq, a predicted model, not a curated record
CACUACCUCGCGAUGGCUCGAUAGCCAACUCUUUAGAAAACACCGAAAAUGCCGUCGAAAUCACGAGUGGAUGCCGGCAGGGCCGCAGGCGCUCCCCACUAUGACAACGGCUCAGACAGUGAUGAUUAUGACCUCCGGCCUUCGGCUGAGCACUCGGAUGACGACCAUGAUCUGCUGGAAUCAGAGGACGAGCGCGAGCGACUCUUGACACAGGAAGAGGGCACCUCUGGCCUGUUCGGUUCCGGUGUAAAGAUCGGGAAGCGCGAUGGUGGCCGAAAGAAAGCGGAGAUGACAGAGCGCAAGAGAGGCGUCAGCACCGGGGCAAGCACGCCAAUAUAUGACACUGAGGAAGCAGCCGGCGAAUCGACGUCAAAUCUAUUGCGGUCAGAACGUAGCUCUGAGAGUGAUCAGCAGCGGCUCCUCGCGACCAAGGCGCUGAAGAAGGCAAAGCGCUCGAGACGAUGGCGAAGCAUUUGCAUAUACACAUCGAUCAUCGGCUUCUUCUUCGUGUUGCUUGCCUUCGUGUACCGUCUCUCGAAACCCAGGGACAGUAAGAUCGCAGCGUUCGCAGCAACAGCUGCCUCGAACGGAACCUCCCUCUUCGCACCGACAACUAUAUUAAUCUCGCUCGACGGCUUUCGUGCCGAUUUUCUACACCGCAACCUCACACCUACACUCAAUGACCUCGUAGCGCGAGGCAUCUCGCCGAAGUACAUGCUACCCAGCUUCCCAAGCGUUACAUUCCCCAAUCACUACACAAUGGCCACUGGUAUGUAUCCCGAAGCGCAUGGGAUUGUGGGGAACACUUUCUGGGAUCCGAACUUGCAGAAGGAGUUCUACUACACCGAUCCCGAGCGUAGUCUGCAGCCAUUCUGGUGGGGCGGGGAGCCCUUCUGGGUGACAGCAGAGAGGCAGAGCGUCAGAACCGCAGUGCACAUGUGGCCAGGCUCCGAAGCUCACAUAGAAGACCAGCAGAUCGCCUAUGUGGACAAAUACAACGGCUCAGAAGUGUUGGACAGGAAAGUCGAUCGUAUCAUGGACCUGCUCGAUGUACCUGGUCCCAUGGACAUAGGCGCAAAGGCCAGCACGCCUCGACCGCAACUCAUCGCAGCGUAUGUACCCAAUGUUGACGGCGAUGGCCAUAGAUACGGACCGAAUAGCACGCAGAUUCGCCAGACCAUCUCCAGUGCGGAUGCCAUGGUCGGUGGCAUCCUCAAAGGUCUACAAGAGCGCAAUCUCACCAACAUUGUGAACGUCGUUGUCGUCUCCGAUCAUGGUAUGGCCACCACCGAUGUGUCCCGUAUGAUCCAGCUCGAGAAUUUGAUCGAUCCAGACGAGCUCUCACACGUUGACGGCUGGCCUCUGUAUGGGUUGCGACCUAAGAACCGAGACCGCCUUUACCCAUUGUACGACAAACUUGUACAUGAACACGGGGACAAUCCAAAUAUCGAGAUCUAUCUGCGCGAAAACAUGCCUGAGCGUUACCACUUCUCAAACAACGAUCGUAUUGCACCGCUCUGGAUCAUACCAAAGGCGGGCUGGGCGAUCGUGACGAAGAGCGAGUUCAACGUCGAAGAGGGCAAGAAGAAGGGUGAAAUAUACCAUCCACGAGGUUUACACGGCUACGACCACGAACACCCACUCAUGAGGGCGGUCUUCGUCGCUCGCGGCCCCGCGUUCCCACACACGCCUGGCAGUCGCAUGAAGCCGUUCCAGAAUAUCGAGCUCUACAAUAUCAUUUGCGACUCAGUUGGUCUGAUACCCGCGCCUAACAAUGGCACCCUUCGGCUUCCACUGAAACCUGUGGGCUUACACAACGACGAUGAGGACUCGGCCGACGAGACACCUCACGAUCCUGUCGACACCCACUCGCUGACUUCUGCACCACCCUCUGCAGCGACCAUGUCUGCAACUACGUCCUCACUGUCGAGCCUUGCCGCUUCGGCGUCUGGUCUUGAGGCUACGACAGCGUCUCUCGAAGGCAGCGCGUCGGUAUCCGCGAGUGCUACAUCAAGCGCACCGCCUGCAGCAAGCAGUAAGCCGGUGCACAAGCAUUGGUGGGACUGGUUCACAGACAAGGCAGAUGAUAUUGAGGAGUGGGUAGAUGAUUUUGUGCACAAACACAAUCCCCUUGAUGAAGAAGAUAAGGAGCAACAGGGUUCAUAAGGUUCCGGCGAUCUCAGACGUUUUGUGGCUUGUAUAGAUAUCAGGAGUCUUGUUCAAUGAUACC